This is a messenger RNA of Anguilla anguilla (European eel), 4216 nucleotides long. Its product is annotated as volume-regulated anion channel subunit LRRC8C-like. Gene Ontology annotation, molecular function: protein binding. Bases 287 to 2686 code for a protein of 799 amino acids. The transcript has 3 exons. The record is from RefSeq and is a predicted model, not a curated record. NCBI's taxonomy places the organism in Eukaryota, Metazoa, Chordata, Actinopteri, Anguilliformes, Anguillidae.
UAAGAAAUGCGACUCGACUCGUCAUUAGUUCAGGGCAUAGUUUACAGUGUCCUCCUUCAGCCGUCCAAAUUUUGUGUAGUCCCCGCCCUGCCAGCCUCAGUCAGCGCAGUAGUUUUUCAGCUCCACACGAUGUUGAACUACAGAAAUAACGGAAAGUAGGAGAACAAUACAUAGCCACACUGCAACAGCAAGGACAUGAGGUCACCUUCGAAAGUAACACAUUCCCAGCCGUUGUAAAAAAUAAUAAUAAUAUUUAAAAAAAGGCUACAGACGACAUACCGGAGCCAUGAUUCCCCUGACGGAGUUCCGCCAGUUCUCGGAGCAGCAGCCAGCUUUCCGUGUGCUGAAGCCGUGGUGGGACGUGUUCACGGACUACCUCUCGGUGGUCAUGCUAAUGAUCGGAGUGUUCGGGUGCACCCUGCAGGUAAUGCAAGACAAAAUUAUCUGCCUUCCAAAAAGAAUGCCUGUUGUGAACCAAACAAUACCGUCGAUAAACCAAACAGAGGCCUCGGAGUCCACAUUAUCUCCUACAAACACCUUGCCAAUUGUCCAUGAAAUGAAGGGUUUAAAGACCGACCUGGACCUGCAGCAGUACAGCUUCAUAAACCAGAUGUGUUACGAAAAGGCACUGCACUGGUACGCCAAAUAUUUUCCCUAUCUGGUGCUCAUACACACCCUCAUCUUUAUGGUGUGCAGCAAUUUCUGGUUCAAGUUCCCAGGGUCCAGCUCCAAAAUAGAACACUUUAUUUCCAUCUUAGGUAAGUGCUUUGAUUCGCCUUGGACUACCCGGGCACUGUCUGAGGUGUCAGGGGAAAACCCUGAGGAGAAGGACAACAAGAAGAACAGUGCCGCUAGCCGGUCCAGCCUUAACAUUGCCACUACGGAAGGCAAUCUAGAGAAGUCACAGUCUCUCAGGUCCAUCCCGGAAAAGCUUGUAGUCGAUAAGCCUGCUGCAAGCGCCUUGGACAAGAAGGAAGGAGAACAAGCUAAGGCCUUGUUCGAAAAGGUAAAAAAAUUCCGCCUCCAUGUUGAAGAAGGAGAUCUGCUGUAUAUCAUGUAUGUUCGUCAGACUGUUCUUAAAGUUCUGAAGUUUCUCUUGAUCAUUGCCUACAACAGUGCCCUGGUGUCAAAAGUGCAGAUAACUGUUAAAUGUGACAUGGAUAUUCAGGACAUGACCGGAUACAAAAACUUCUCAUGCAAUCACACAAUGGCUCACUUGUUCUCCAAGCUGUCUUAUUGUUACUUAUGUUUUGUUGGUGUUUAUGGAUUCAUAUGUCUUUACACUUUGUACUGGUUAUUCUACCGCUCUCUCAAAGAGUACUCCUUUGAGUAUGUUCGGCAGGAGACUGGGAUUGAUGACAUCCCUGAUGUAAAAAAUGAUUUUGCCUUCAUGCUGCACAUGAUCGACCAGUACGAUCCUCUUUACUCCAAGAGGUUUGCAGUGUUUCUGUCUGAAGUAAGUGAGAAUAAACUGAAGCAGCUGAAUCUGAACCACGAGUGGACCGCAGAGAAACUGCGGCAGAGGCUGCAGGUCAAUCCAAACAACCGGCUGGAGCUGCAGCUCUUCAUGCUCGCUGGCCUUCCGGACACCAUCUUCGAGGUGAUCGAGCUCCAGUCCCUGAAGCUGGAGAUCAUCAAUAAUGUUACAAUACCGGCCUCCAUUGCCCAGCUCGAGGACCUCCAAGAGCUCUCCCUUUACCAGUGCUCCCUCAAAAUUCAUAGCGCUGCCACGUCCUUCCUGAAGGAGAACCUGAAGGUGCUGCGGGUGAAGUUCGAUGAUGGCAGGGAGUUGCCCCAUUGGAUUUAUAGUCUGCGCAACCUGGAGGAGCUCCACCUGAUUGGCUCCUUGAGCUCGGAGACCUCCAAGAAUAUUAUCCUGGAGUCCCUACGUGAGCUGAAGUCCCUCAAGAUACUGACCCUGAAGAGCAACUUCACUAAAAUCCCCCAGUCCAUUGUGGAUGUGUCUAGCCACCUGCAGAGCCUGUGCAUCCACAAUGAUGGCACCAAGUUGGUUAUGAUGAACAACCUGAAAAAGAUGAUCAACCUGACCGAACUGGAGUUAGUGCACUGUGAUCUGGAGCGCAUUCCUCAUGCCGUGUUCAGCCUCGCCAACCUGCAGGAGCUGGACCUGAAAGAAAACAAUCUCAAGUCCAUUGAAGAGAUCCUCAGCUUCCAGCACCUGCGCAAGCUCACCUGUCUCAAGUUGUGGCACAAUGCCAUCACCUACAUUCCAGAGCACAUAAAGAAACUGGGUGGCUUGGAGCGCCUCUACUUCAGCCACAAUAAGAUCGAGGUCCUCCCCUCUCACCUUUUCCUCUGUAACAAGCUUCGCUACCUGGAUCUAUCCAACAACGACAUCCGCUUCAUCCCGCCCGAGAUCGGAGUCCUCCAGAGCCUCCAGUACUUCUCUGUCACUUGUAACAAGAUCGAGAACCUCCCAGACGAGCUCUUCUUCUGUAAAAAGCUAAAGACUCUCAAACUGGGGAAGAACACUCUGUCACUGCUCUCACCAAAGAUUUCAUACUUGGUCUUAUUGACGCACUUAGAACUCAAGGGCAACCACUUUGAGGGUCUACCGGCAGAGCUGGGCUUCUGCAGGGCUCUGAAGCGCAGUGGUCUUGUGGUGGAGGAUGCCCUCUUUGAGACACUGCCUUCAGAUGUUAGGGAACAAAUGACUGUUGAGUGAUCCUCGACUCUCUCAAAAACACCAAAUAUCUAAAUACGACAAUGCUAACUGCUGCAUUGUAGCAGUUACACCUGGUUUAUACCUUUCAAUAGUUUUAUUUACUUAUGUGUCAUUUGGGUUUUUUUGGGGGGCGGGGGUUUUUUUGUUAGGACAUUUUUUACUUGUAUCAUCUUUUGAAAAUGAUUAGUCAUUUUUUACAAAAACCUUGAAACAGGCAUAGCCUUAUAGUUGUAUAUAGUUGACUUAAACUAAAUAGAAAGGGAAGCAUUUGGUAAAAGGAAUUCCUGUUGUAAGGCUUAGGUUACUGAUGCACUCAAACAGAACGUGAGUUCUUGGUAAAUGUUUAAUGUUCACUAUGUGCGUGGUGUAGUCUGCACAGCUUAAGACAAAUACUGUGUCACACUGGAUAUGUUUGUUUCAACUACAGUUCUGUUCAUACAAAUGUUUUUCUUGUUAUUUUGAAUCACCAUAUUCCAAAUAAGGGAUUAUGCUUAUCUAGUUGUCUCCCUUUACUGAUGUUACUAUUCAAACACAAUAUUACUCAUAUUACUGCUGCUACUACUCUACAAUCACACUUUCAAUAAAGCAACACAAGUAUUAUACACGCCAUGGUGUACAAUAUGCCUGUCUUUGAAAUGAUUGAAUUAUUAAAAUAUAUUAUUGAUAUAACGUCUGGUCGUAUAUGGACCUCACCAUACAUUUGCACUGUAAAACUACUCAAAAUAUAUGUAUCUGUAUUCAUUCAAGACCUACAAUAUAUGUUUGUUGUCAACAGUUGAAUGUGAUUACAUCACUCUUUCUGUUUUAAGGCUUUUUAAGAAGUUUGUUCACAUAUCUAUGUGCGGAACAUCACGCUACAACCAUUGGACAAUCAGCGAUGCUGCUUUUGUUAUUUAACCGACUACCUGAUUGGUCAUUUGCUCCUCUGACACUCCCAAUGCAAAUUUUACUCCAGGCCAUGUUUCAAUAUCCAUUGUGAUAAUGGUCUAUUUGGUUUACGGAUGAGACAGAGAAUAUAAUGGUCUACUAUGAUCCCCGCGUCUCAGGUUGUUAUUAUAUUAAGCUAGCACAUUUCUGAUUGUUAUGCUUUAUGUUCAUGUUCAAGACAAUCAUAUAUCCCUGCAGCUAUUGAUUUGUCAGUCUGUGAUUCAUUCAUGACAGUACUGUACAGAAACAUUCCCAACACCAAGGGCAGUAUUAGCAGACAUAUAUGGGAUUGGCCUUGUAACCUAAAGGUCACAAGUUCGAUUCUCAGGUAGGACACUGUUGUUGUACCCUUGAGCAAGGUACUUAAUCUGCAUUGCUUCAGUAUAUAUCCAGCUGUAUGAAUGGAUGAAAAAAAGUUGUGUAAGUCGCUCUGGAUGAGAGUGUCUGCUAAAUUCUUGUAAUGUAAUUUAUUGCCUUGCAAUUUAAAAUCAAACCAUAUGAUUGCCAAAAUGUCUACUGUCUACCCUGUACUGUAUCUAUUUGGCAUGCUUUUUUCAUAUACUGUAGAAGAUUGAAGGAAUAAACAUUUAUUUUUAGAAAUCU